AAGGUGCCUGGGUCUAGAGUAUAAAGGAACCCGAGGGCAGUGGGAGGAAACUGGUGGCUGCAACUCCAGCCAUGGUGCCUGCCUUGCUCUCCCUGAGCCUUUCCCGCCUGGGCCUGUGGGCUUUGGGACUGAUCUUGGUCUUAGGUUUCCUCAAGUUCAUUCGUCUGUUGGUGCGGCGACAGUUCUUGGCCAAGGCGAUGGACAGCUUCCCAGGGCCCCCCACCCACUGGCUCUUUGGGCAUGCCCUUGAGAUACAGCAGACAGGGAGCCUGGACAAGGUGGUAUCCUGGGCUCAUCAGUUCCCCUACGCCCACCCACUCUGGUUUGGACAGUUUCUUGGCUUCCUGAACAUCUAUGAACCUGACUACGCCAAAGCUGUGUACAGCCGAGGGGACCCGAAGGCCCCAGAUGUGUAUAACUAUUUCCUCCAGUGGAUUGGGAAAGGCCUGCUGGUCCUGGAUGGGCCCACGUGGUUCCAGCACCGCAAGCUGCUCACACCUGGCUUCCAUUAUGAUGUGCUGAAGCCCUAUGUGAAGGUGUUUGCCGACUCCACACACACCAUGCUGGACAAGUGGGAGGAAAAGGCUCGUAAGGACAAGAGCUUUGACAUCUUCAGUGAUGUGGGCCACAUGGCGCUGGACACACUCAUGAAGUGCACCUUUGGCAAAGGAAACAGCGGCCUGGGCCACAGGGACCAUAACUACUACCUGGCAGUCAGCGAUCUCACUCUGCUGAUGCAGCAGCGCAUAGCGUCCUUACAGUACCAUGACGACUUCAUCUACUGGCUUACUCCACAUGGCCGCCGUUUCCUGAGGGCCUGCCAGGUGGCCCAUGACCACACAGAUCAAGUCAUCAGGGAACGAAAGGCAGCCCUACAAGAUGAGAAAGAACAGAAGAAGAUCCAGAACCGGAGGCACCUGGAUUUCCUGGACAUUCUCCUGGGGGCUCGGGAUGAAAAUGGGAUCAAGCUGUCAGACGCAGACCUCCGGGCGGAGGUGGACACAUUCAUGUUCGAAGGUCAUGACACCACCACCAGUGGCAUCUCUUGGUUUCUCUACUGCAUGGCCCUAAACCCAGAACACCAGCAUCGCUGUCGGGAGGAAGUCCGUGAGAUCCUCGGAGACAGGGACUCCUUCCAGUGGGAUGAUCUGGGCAAGAUGACCUACUUGACCAUGUGCAUUAAGGAGAGCCUCCGUCUCUACCCGCCCGUGCCCCAGGUGUACCGCCAGCUGAGCAAGCCUGUGAGCUUUGUGGAUGGUCGCUCUCUACCUGCAGGCAGCCUGGUCUCUCUGCACAUCUAUGCCCUCCAUAGGAACAGCGCAGUGUGGCCCGAUCCUGAGGUCUUUGACCCCCUGCGCUUUUCCCCUGAGAAUGUGACUGGACGCCACCCCUUUGCCUUCAUGCCUUUCUCCGCUGGGCCAAGGAACUGCAUUGGGCAGCAGUUUGCCAUGAACGAGAUGAAGGUGGUCGCGGCCCUCUGCUUGCUCCGCUUUGAGUUCGCCGUGGACCCCUUGCAGCCACCCAUCAAAUUGCUGCAGCUGGUCCUGCGCUCCAAGAAUGGCAUCUACCUUCACCUGAAGCCACUGGGCUCAGGCACUGAGAAGUAGUUCUGCCAAGAGUAGGGCCUAAGAUAGCUCAAGUUGUGGCCUCUCGCUGAACAUUGCUCCCUCCAGGCUAGACUGUGGAGCAGCUGUGGCUUCCUGUCUUUGGGAGGCUUGUAUUAUAGACGGUGAGUAGGUACCCACAUACAGAGUCACCGUCAGGGCAGAGUCAUGGAAACAUGUGUGUCUAUAAAUGCUUAUCAUACAUGUAGUCUAGAGCUGACUCAUUCAUUCAA
Messenger RNA from Myotis brandtii (Brandt's bat), 1837 nucleotides. RefSeq names its product cytochrome P450 4B1. The coding region runs from base 72 to 1607 and encodes 511 amino acids. The transcript is spliced from 12 exons. The record is from RefSeq and is a predicted model, not a curated record. Gene Ontology annotation, molecular function: heme binding; iron ion binding; monooxygenase activity. Lineage: Eukaryota; Metazoa; Chordata; Mammalia; Chiroptera; Vespertilionidae.